AUGUCUGUCGCAUCCCACGCCGGCUCGAAGCGUCUGCUGCACGGCGAGGGGGCGGCGCUGGGCGAAGUCUCCCCGCUCGCAGGCAAGCGGGGGCGGUGGACAGGAGAGCAGGAGUAUGGCAACGACGUGGAUGCGGCGAUCAAGCGGCUGAACGAGCUCCAGCUGGGCGGUGCGCGGGAGGCGGCCCCCUCGGGGACCGCCCCCGCCUUCAUCCCCGGCGACCGCCCGACGCCCGGGCAGGAGCAGCAGGGGCAGGGGGCGGGCGGCUUGCCCAGCGCGCCGCCCUCCCCCACGGCCCACUCCGCCGCCGAGUGGGUGGAGGAGGUGGUCCGCGAGAUGACCGCGGCGCGGUCGGUGGAGGAUGCCCGGGCCCGGGCGGCGCGCGUGCUGGAGGCCUUCGAGCGGGGCGUGAUCCUGCACGCCGCCAAGCAGGACGGGGCCAGCCCCACCACGCGGCUCCGGGCGCAGCUGCAGGAGGCGGGGCGCGAGAAUGCGCUGCUCAAACGCGCCGUGCUGCAGGUGCAGAACUACUCGCUGCAGGUGCACCUGCAGGCGGCUGCGGGGUCCCCGCCCGACGCCGCCGGCGGGGCCUUCCGCAACCCGGACGUGUUCUGA
Auxenochlorella protothecoides is the source of this 615-nucleotide messenger RNA. RefSeq lists its product as hypothetical. The transcript has 4 exons. The coding region runs from base 1 to 615 and encodes 204 amino acids. The record is from RefSeq and is a predicted model, not a curated record. Lineage: Eukaryota; Viridiplantae; Chlorophyta; Trebouxiophyceae; Chlorellales; Chlorellaceae.